AUGGUUGAAGGAAGGAGACAAAAAUACUUCUUUUCCCAUAGUUUUACGUCACAUAUAAGAAGAUUAAACAGAAUCAAGCAUCUGAUGGUUGAUAGAGUCUUAACUGAUGACAGAACCAAAAUCAAGAAUAAUAUCAUUAACCAUUUUCAACAUCUUUUCAAAGAAGAAUUGGUAACCAGACCACCAAUAGAAGACCUCGAAUUUGGUUGUAUUUCUGAAGAAGAGUCCAUUGCGGUUGAGAGCGAAAUCUCCGAAGAGGAAGUUGUUGAUGCUAUUAAUGAUCUUGAAGCUGUUAAAGCCCCCGACCCUAAUGGAUAUCCAAUUAUAUUCUUUAAGAAGUGUUGGUCUUUCCUUAAAGAGGAUGUUAGGAUUACCAUUGCUGAGUUCAACACCGAAGGUAAAAUCAAUUCCUUGCAUUAUGCCACUUUUAUUUGUUUAGUGCCCAAGAAGAACCAUGUGGAAAGUGUGCUUGAUCUUAGGCCCAGUAUUUACAAAAUCAUCUCUAAAGUUCUUGCAACUAGACUUCGUAUUUUGAUUCCUAAGAUCAUUUCAGAAACCCAGUUUGCUUAUGUUGAGGGAAGACAGAUUCAUGAUAGCAUUUUAAUUGCCAGUGAACUAGUUGAUUCAAAGAUCAAAGAUAAAACUCCUGGAAUUAUUUGUAAAAUUGAUCUCGAAAAAGCAUUUGAUAGGAUCAGUUGGUCGUAUUUGCAAGAGAUUUUAAGGAAAAUUAGGUUUUUAAGAUAA
Papaver somniferum (opium poppy) is the source of this 744-nucleotide messenger RNA. RefSeq lists its product as uncharacterized. Lineage: Eukaryota; Viridiplantae; Streptophyta; Magnoliopsida; Ranunculales; Papaveraceae. The coding region runs from base 1 to 744 and encodes 247 amino acids. The record is from RefSeq and is a predicted model, not a curated record. The transcript has a single exon.